Messenger RNA from Brienomyrus brachyistius, 2273 nucleotides. RefSeq names its product OTU deubiquitinase with linear linkage specificity a (gene otulina). The transcript is spliced from 3 exons. The record is from RefSeq and is a predicted model, not a curated record. Bases 117 to 761 code for a protein of 214 amino acids. NCBI's taxonomy places the organism in Eukaryota, Metazoa, Chordata, Actinopteri, Osteoglossiformes, Mormyridae.
GUCAUAAAAUGCGGUUUCCGGUCCGGCGUGAUAGUUGGGUUGUGGAGUUUAUAGCCCAAGAAGCCGUCAUUGAAUUAAUUCUAGUUUAUGAAAUAAAAUAAUCUUUAAACUGAGCGAUGUCUUGGGUGAAAAGCCUUCCAAGCAGUGGGGAUGAUGUUUUUUAUGAAGAGGAAGAUGAUCUCAGUCUCCAAAAUAAGGAGUGGAGGACUAAUAUGGAGAAGCGUGAGAAGGAAGGGUACCGAGAUGGCGUCGACGCCGGUAAAGAGGCCUCCCUACAGCACGGGUUUAAUGUCGGCUACAGGGAAGGAGCAGCGAAGAUGGUCGCCAUUGGACAGCUGAAAGGGAUCGUGAGUGCCAUGCAGUGCUGGUGUCAACAGCAGCAACUGAACUCCCCGUUGCUCAGGCAGCUCUUUCAGGACGUGGUGAAGCAUGAGGAGGCGAUGGUGAAGAACAUGGAGAUGGCCAAGCUCCAUCCACAGGCCAAUGUGCGGGAUGUCAUGGACCAUAUUGAGGACCUGAUGGUCCGGGGGACUGACUCUGCAUCUGAGGGAGAGGAUUGCGCUAUGACAGACUGUUGCAGUGAGGAGGGUGCAGAGGAGGGAGACCUCUCCUCUCUGUCUGUCUGUCGUAACCCCACGUGUGACACGUUCAGUCUGGAACAAAGGCUUGAGCAGCUAAUGAAGACCUGCUUGGACCUGGUGGCUGAAUUGGGGCUCCCUGAAGGACUGUCCAAUCAUAUAAAGCAGUUGAUGAGUACUUAGUUGUGUUGUGAUCAUACACAUCUGUCUGCUAAGCAGACGUCUUUAUCUGUGCCAGCUGCAGUCAAUUUUUUAAUUGUUUGUUAUACUGAAAUGUAAGUGAACGGGACUGCGGACCUUCUGCAUUGUAGGUCUUUGACUUUCACCACGAUGGCAGAUGGGCGGUGAGAGGAUGAGUUUCGAAACACCUGCAUGUUUCACCCUUCAGUUUUAUGAUUUAUUAUUAUUAUUAUUAUUAUUAUUAUUAUAAAUAUGUCCCAGUGCUCAUGGAGUUACUUGCUGUAAAAUACUGUUUUCACUAAUGCUGUAAAAAUAGCUGCCGUAAUUAAUAUUCUAAUAAUAAUGAAUUAAUCCUUUCUAGAGGAAAAAUUAGAAUGUGUUUACAUUCUGAAUCUACACAAGUGAAUGAGGUUUUGGAAUUCUGUUUUUACAUUUUUUUAUGUUAAGGAUUAUAUACACCAUUCUGUUUAAUGACAGUUACUUUUGAUGUUAUGCUCUGAUGUCAAAGAACUGACUUAAAACAUUCAUUUACUCAUAUUUCGGUUUUGUGAAAGCUGUUUUAUGGGUUUCAGGUUUUGAAUAUCUCAUAAAUAAAAGUAGGUGUUUUCUCCAUGUCUACCAUUAAUGGAAUAAUGCUUUAAAAGCUCAUUAAAGAAAUUUACAUUAACUCGUUUAUCUGAAGCUUUUAUCCAGAGUAGGGGGAAGAGUUACAAUAUAUGUAUGUUUCCUGUGAUUAUACCCAUGACCCUUGCAUUGUUAGCACAAUGUUCUAUAUGUUGAGAUACAGGGGCUGUGUUUUUUUGUUUUUAAACCAUAUUCAUUCAUUUACUUGUUUACCUAAUUGUUUCUGGAGUGUUUUCUGUGUGCCCUGGCUUUUCAGUUCGGCCUACAGUCUCACUCUUCUCCAUUCCUGCAGCUUCUGCAUUCCUCCUGCUGCAUUCCUCCUGCUGCAUUCCUCCUCGUAAUACUCAGCUUGUCUCAGAUUACCUUUAAAGGUGUAGACUGCCUUCACCACAGACCGCUUUCUCACAGUGGUAGCAGUGCUCUUGUCAUUUUGCUCUCAAACCUUUUUCUGCUGGUUUGGCAUUGAAACUUUAAGAUGGUGUGCUUCUAUAUUUCAGAAUAACAAGGUAAGGAUCAGACUGCCCAUUUUCUUUACUCUGUUAGUCAUUUUUACAGAAGAUGAUGCUUUUCAGGCUCUAGGUCCCCUCGUGACUGACCAGGAUAAGCGAUUUAGGAUGGAUGGAUGGGCUAUGCUUUGUAAUUAUGUCAGUGAUAGGCAGUUGAUGAUGUUGCAUGCUCACUGUCUUUACUAAACUGCUUGAAUUCCUGCAAGUAAUGCUGUGAUCCAUUAGCAAGGGGUCAGAAAUUCCAGGGUGCACCUUGUGACCUUUCAGCUUGUGAAUAACAGCGAUUGAUCUGAUGUCUGGGAGGUAGUCACCUUCUGUGAACUUUGAGAAAUAUUCUACAGUAACAUGAUUGUCUCUGUUAUUGAAUAAAUCUGUUGGACCUCUU